Messenger RNA from Morone saxatilis (striped sea-bass), 2946 nucleotides. RefSeq lists its product as uncharacterized. The record is from RefSeq and is a predicted model, not a curated record. Gene Ontology annotation, molecular function: protein binding. Gene Ontology annotation, cellular component: SCF ubiquitin ligase complex. Lineage: Eukaryota; Metazoa; Chordata; Actinopteri; Moronidae. Gene Ontology annotation, biological process: SCF-dependent proteasomal ubiquitin-dependent protein catabolic process; protein polyubiquitination. The transcript has 3 exons. The coding region runs from base 526 to 1677 and encodes 383 amino acids.
CGAGCCACAACAAAAACAACAACAUAGCUCAGCUGUUCGGCAGCUAGCCGGCCUAGUUACUGAAUACUGUUCUUUACAGUUUUUAACAUUUGGGCCUUGUAGGAACUAAUACUCUCGGAUAUAACGCUAGUUCUGUGAAAUACAACAAUGCGUAGCAAUAAGGUUUAAUUUCAAACUCCUUUGUCUCCUCUCUGCUAGCUUCUAGCAGGUUAGCUUAGAAAGUGAGGACGGGGAGGGAGCCUGUUCCACCAAAAGGUAACCACACCACACACAUGAUCCCCUCUACAGCCCGUGAGGGGAGAAGUCUUUGGGUGUGUCCCUGUCGUUUUGGCAGAAGCUGGGAGAUAACUAACAGCAAAGGAGAGCAAAAUAACGGCGCUGCCAGAGGACCCGAGUCAUGUUACAGACCGAAGUGUCCCUGAAGCGAACUGAUUCAAUACGGCGAUCAAAUACAUCACCAGGAGAGAGGUAUUUAUGGCAAAGCCAGACCACAAGACCACCCGGUGGAGAUUCUGAACUCUGCCAAUGACAACCAAUAUCAUUUCCUCAACCGUCAUCAUGUCACCACGAAAAAAGCCCCUGGUCCCAGUAAGCAGCCGGCGGAAAACCGUGGACGACUACUUUCCUUUCAACUUCCUGCCGGUGGAGUGCCAGCUGCACGUGCUGUCCUUCCUGAACGAGGUGGAUAAAUGCAGCUGCGCUCUGGUCUGCUUGAGCUGGAGCUGCAUCGUCCGCUCCUGGAAGCUGUGGCGGGUGGCGGACUAUUCCCGCCGCGGCGUCUUUCACCUGGGUCAGGAGGGGCUGCUCGUUUCCAACCGCGAGUUCGAGAGGUGGAAAUCCUGGGUGCACCAUUACACCCACCACCUCAUCUCCCGCAGGGCCAGCCUGCUCACGCUGAAGGCCAGCUUCGACCUGGGGGACCGCUGCAACAAGUGGGGCGAGCUGCUGAGUCACCUGCUGGAUAACGUCCACUGCAGAGACCUCAGCCACCUGGACCUUAACUGGACCUUUACUCUUCUGGAGCCGCUGGACCUCAGGGUCCACUCCAGCUCCAGUUCGCACCAGGACAGCAUUACCAAGAUGGACCAGGUGACCAGUUUCCAGGAGCUGCUGACCAAACUCACCCACAGCUGCCCGCGCAUCUCCAAGAUGCGGUUACACUUCGACUGGUCGGAUGUCUCCGUGUCGCUGCUCACCCAGUUCCAGCAGCUCCGAGUCCUCGAGCUCAAAUACUUCUGGGUCUUUAAAGGAGUGACCCCCUCGACUCUGCAGACCCUAACCAAAUCCCUGCCUAACCUCAAGUCUCUGACUUUACACAUCCUGGUCCCGCUGAGGAACCUGGGCAUCUCGUACACUCUGGAGUCUCAAGCCCUGGAGUUCCUGGACGUGUCGCCCAGCCGGGGCUUGGUCUUUUCCUGCCUGAAGCUGCCCGCCCUGCGCGAGCUUCGAGCAAAAAAGAUCGUCCGCGGCAUCACACUGGACCGGAGGACCAGGCUGAGGAUCCAGAGCCGGUGGCCCUGCCUGUACCACGUCCUCCGGGAGGGGACGCCAAAGCUCCAAGCCCUCAACAACGAGAGGCUACUCCCCACGUGGAGAGAGGAGAGCUAUGGGGAGCUGUCUGCCAUCCUGGAACAGUCCUGUUACUGUGUUCAGCAUCUGGACAGCUGGCUGUGGUAGCCAGAUGUGUGACAUUAGAGGAAGAACAUUCCAUAGCUGGUCAUUGGUUGGUAGAAGGCAAUAUACUGCUUCUACACACACCAUUUCUAUCCCGAUUUGAAUGACUGUACUCACACAUAUUUGCACAUAUUUGCAGAUAAAACUGAGACUUGAAGUGAAAUCAAAGGACUGCAUGUUGUUUGAACACUAAGUACAACUCUACCUGAGCCGAGUGUGCAUGGCCCAUGUGUGGAGAAAACAAGACUAGAUGACAGUGUAAUGGCCACUUAGAGUUGUGGAGAAUGCCUUUUAAACUCAGCCUCUUCAAAGACAAAGCUGAUGAGCACGAGGGCCGCUGUUAAAGAAAAAGAAGUUGUAUUUUCAAGAAGACGUUGUCAAGAAGAAAGCCCUGAAACAUUUUGUGAAAAAAAGUUGAAAUGCUCUGAAAGAAGAAGAAUGAGAAGGAGCUCUUGCAUUUCAAGAAUAAAGUCCUGAGUUUAUUUUUAAAAUAUUUGCUAUGUAAUGAGAGAAGAAUGAAAAGUCGUUAUUUUAACAAUUAGUCGUAAUAUUAUGAGUCAGCCCGGUCAGAGUGUUAAAAUAUAGCGGAAUAUUUCAAAUUUACUCUCAAAAUAUUACGCUUCUAUUCUCAAAAUACUUUAUUCUCAGUAUCAGAGCGCCAAGUAUAAUGCUUUCUCAAUUGUAGAAAACUGACAUGUACUGUAUUGUAAAUGUAACCAUUGUUAUCAUUUUGGUUGAAUUCAGUUGCAUUUAUCCUCAGAGACAGUCAUCUACUGCUUCCAUUUGAAUGGCUGUAGAGAAAAUGAGCCUUUUACUGGAAAACUGACCAAACGGCAGAUGAGACCAGCUGUGCACACGUAGUAUAUUUGAAACUGAAUUUAAUCCGAUCAUAUGCUCAUGAAAUACAUUCAUUAACUGUAUUCUAAAUAAAACAUUUGAAUGUUAGUAACACGACAUAGAUCAAAUGAUCUGUGGAAAGUAAAGACAGGACCAGUACAGGACCUAAAAGUGUCUCAAAAUGGAUGGGUGCUGACACUGAGUCAGCAGAAUCAAGUCCUCUAGACCAGUGGUUCCCAACCUGGGGAUCGCCAAAUCUUCAUGGGGUCGCGAGUCCAUCUUGAUUUUAAGUUGUGGUAGAAAGAAUUACACACAGUAGGCCUAUAUCUCAGCAUUUAGUUCACUUCUAUGAAGAAAAUGUAAAAUAAAUAAAAGUAAAAAUAUAAAAAGUUUAGUCUAAAGUCUAAAACAGGAAAUAAUCUGCUCAGAAUUCAU